UUGGAAACCCUAGAAAGACACUCUCUCUCUCAUCCUUCCACGUUCAUAUUUAAGCCCUGCCUCUCUCUCUCUCUCCAAGCCCUAGAACGGUUCCCUUAAUCAUCUCAUCCAGUGAGAGAGAACCGGCUACUGCAAACCCUAAUUCACUCCAACCAUGACGUUCAAGAGGAGGAAUGGUGGUCGUAACAAGCAUGGACGUGGCCAUGUCAACUUCAUCCGCUGCUCAAACUGCGGCAAGUGCUGCCCUAAGGACAAAGCCAUAAAGAGGUUUCUGGUUCGUAACAUAGUCGAACAAGCUGCUGUUAGAGAUGUGCAAGAGGCAUGCGUUUACGAUGGCUAUACUCUUCCAAAGCUCUAUGCAAAAAUGCAAUACUGUGUUUCUUGCGCCAUCCACUCGCAUGUGGUUCGUGUGAGGUCUCGCACUGAUAGACGUAACCGUGAGCCCCCUCAGCGAUUCAGGCGCAGGGAUGAUGCCCCCAAGCCUGGACAAGCUCCUCGUCCAGCAGGAGCUGCGGCUGCUCGACCAUGAUGAGUUUGCUCUCUCUUCGGAUUUGAUCAGUUUUCUAGGCUUCUUCAUUGCAAUGAGAAACCAUAUUUUUGUUUAAGUCGUUGUUAGGGGUCCUUAUAUGUUAUUUUCUCAAGAAUUGUCUUGAUAGCUUUGGAUUUAAUGUGCUUUUGGAUUUAUACGCAUGUGACUUGAAAACUACCAGCUGUGAAUUUCAAUCUUUUCCAUAUCAUUCCUUCGUUUC
Molecule: messenger RNA, 749 nt
Organism: Amborella trichopoda
Lineage: Eukaryota; Viridiplantae; Streptophyta; Magnoliopsida; Amborellales; Amborellaceae
Product: small ribosomal subunit protein eS26x
Biological process (GO): translation
Cellular component (GO): ribosome; cytosolic small ribosomal subunit
Molecular function (GO): mRNA binding; structural constituent of ribosome
Source: RefSeq, a predicted model, not a curated record